Molecule: messenger RNA, 1980 nt
Organism: Diaporthe citri
Lineage: Eukaryota; Fungi; Ascomycota; Sordariomycetes; Diaporthales; Diaporthaceae
Exons: 2
Coding region: 1-1980 (659 amino acids)
Biological process (GO): sodium ion transmembrane transport
Cellular component (GO): membrane
Source: RefSeq, a predicted model, not a curated record
AUGAACUUGGCACAGUACCCGAGGGUCUGGCUGCGACAACUGAAGAAGCUCGGCGGUUGGCUCGCCCCGCCUCCACCGAAAUCCGAGGAUGGGCGUGAUCAGUGGCCGUCGAGGGCGGCGUUCCUCCUUGCUGCCAUGGGCGGCUGUGCAGGCCAGGGAAACCUGCUGCGAUACCCCUCUGUCGUCUACAACAACCACGGUCUUCAGUGGUUCAUCCCGUACCUCAUCGCCGUCUUCCUGAUCGCCAUCCCGGCCCUCAUCCUCGAGGUCUCCAUCGGCCAGGCCUACCGCGGCGGGACGGUCAUCGCCUUCAACAAUGUCAACAGGAGGCUGAAGGGUGUCGGCAUGGGGCCCGUCUUUGUCAGUUUCAUCGUCGUGCAGUACUUCACGGUCAACCUGGCCUGGAUCAUGACCUACUUCCGGCAUUCCUUCACGAGCCCCCUGCCGUGGGAGGGCCAGGUGACUGACUUUUACAUGGGCACGGUCAUCGACAACCCCGACCCGGUCACCGGCAACCUGACAGCCGGCAAUGCUGAGGUCUCGGCCUACACCGAGUACAGUGGCGUGCGUGUGCUGGGCGAGACGGUGGGCUGGAGCGCCUUCGUCUGGUUCCUGAUAUGGGUCUCCAUCGUCCGCGGCGUCGGCAUGACAGGCCGUGUCGUCUACUUCACCAUGGGCCUGCCCAUCAUCACCACCAUCAUCUUUGUCGGCCGCGCCGUGUCUCUGCCCAACGCUGGCGCCGGGGUCAGGCUGCUUUGGGCCACCUGGAGGGGUGAUCAACUGGCGUCAGGGACAGUGUGGCAGACUGCUGUUGGGCAGGUCUUCUUCUCCACCGGUAUCGGUUUCGGCUACUUCACUUCCUACGCCUCGUACAACGCCAAGUAUUCUAACGCAGUCAUGGACGCCAUCCUGAUCUGUAGCAGUAACGUCCUCUUCGAGAACGUCGCCGCCUUUGCCAUCUUCGGCGUCGUAGGCUUCCUUGAGCUUUGGCCCGAGCCAGGCGAGCGGCUGGGGGCUUUUGUGGUGGGCUUCUUGACGCUCCCAGAGGCCGUCAUCCAGAUGCCCGGCGCAAACUUCUGGGCCGUCCUGCUGUUCUUUACCCUCAUCGUCCUAGGCUUCAGCUCGGCGUUUGUGAUGCUGGAUGUCGUGGCGACGCUCAUUUGUGACUCAGGGCUGGUGAAGGUAUCGCGGCCCACCGUAGUCACCGCGUUGACACUCAUCUCGUUCCUCAUGUGCCUGCCCUACUGCACUGAAUUCGGCUUCUACCUCCUCGACGGCAUCGACCGGUGGAUCAACAAUGUUGCCUUGAUCUUCGUGGUCUGGUCGGAGGUCGUCAGCUCCACCACUGUGUACCGCUGGGAGGACGUAGUCGCGCAGACGGGCCUGCCCGCUUUUGUUCUCUACAAUGUGGGAUAUAUCGGCGGCCAGAUUGUUGGCGUCUCUGUUGCGCAUGGUGCCAGUAUCCCGGCGGCCGGAGCUGGGGCCGGUUUCGGGCUUUACAUUGUCUGCUCCCUGGUGGCAGUGUUGAUCGCAAAAACCCCAGAUUCUGCCGCCGCUCGAUUUUGGAAGGCCAAUGAAUGGACAAGCCGGUUCUGGUACUUGGCAUUCUAUUCAGGCAACCAACUCCGGCGUGACCUCAACCUGGUAGUCGGGCGCGGCAAGAACUGGAGGAUUCCGACCUUCUGGCCGGUCCUGCUUCGAUACAUAAGCGGUCCAGUGCUAUCCAUCAUAUUCAGCUUCGCAUACCCGGAGUUCUACACCCUACGAUAUGACCCGAUGAUGAUCGCAGGCUUUAUCCUGGCGCACCUAGGUCUACUGCUAAUCUUGCUGGGCUUUGUGAUGCCCAGGUACUACGACGUUUUCAUACCUCUAGACCGAAGAGACGAAGAGUUAAAAGUGACCCAAGCGAACCAGCCGCCGGAGGAAACGCCGGAGGAAACUCUCACGAGCGGGGUGAACAAAGAAACAGCUGCUGUUUAA